Spizellomyces punctatus DAOM BR117 is the source of this 843-nucleotide messenger RNA. RefSeq names its product fatty acid alpha-hydroxylase. The record is from RefSeq and is a predicted model, not a curated record. Gene Ontology annotation, molecular function: fatty acid 2-hydroxylase activity; iron ion binding. Gene Ontology annotation, cellular component: membrane; endoplasmic reticulum. NCBI's taxonomy places the organism in Eukaryota, Fungi, Chytridiomycota, Chytridiomycetes, Spizellomycetales, Spizellomycetaceae. The transcript is spliced from 3 exons. Gene Ontology annotation, biological process: fatty acid metabolic process; lipid biosynthetic process. Bases 1 to 843 code for a protein of 280 amino acids.
AUGAAAGACGAACUUGAACACCUUCACUCGGACGCUGCUUAUGACAUGCUAGAAACCUACUUUAUUGGGGACCUUGCAACUGACGGCUCCGCUCAAAAACCCAUAGUUCCCCUCGAGUCCGAUAAGAAUACGUCGACGCUCGGAAAGAAGGAGGCAUUCAUCGAUGUGAGACAGCCGAUGCUGGCUCAAGUUUGGACCAAGAACUUUAAAAAGGACGUUUACAUGAAACAAGUCCAUAUUCCCCGGCACGUUAACUACUCUGCACCGAUCUUUGGACACCCUGCUCUUGAGAUGUUUACAAAGACGCCUUGGUGGGUCGUCCCCUUGGUGUGGACACCGCUUUGGGCGACAUGCGUAUACUAUGCCAUCGGAGCAGUUUCUCUUGCCGGGACACUCAUGUUGGCCCCUAUUGGCUUGCUGAUUUGGACAAUCAUCGAAUACACACUCCAUCGGUUCCUUUUCCAUGUCGAUGACAUCUUACCUGACAAUAGAUAUGCGUUGACUGCUCACUUUUUGCUUCAUGGAAUUCAUCACUAUCUACCGAUGGACAGAAUGCGGCUCGUCAUGCCUCCAGCUCUAUCACUUUUCCUCGCGGUAUGGAUAUGGACGUUCUUCAACUCCUUCCUCCCCACGCCUAUAGUAUUGGGAUUGGCAACAGGAACUAUUCCAGGCUAUGUUGGAUACGACUUGAUACAUUAUUAUCUCCAUCAUGGUCGUCCUUUUGCUGCGCACCUUCGCGAAAUGAAAACAUACCAUCUGGACCACCAUUAUAAGGACGCAAAUCUCGGAUAUGGAAUUACUAGUAAAUUAUGGGAUCGGGUCUUCGGAACCGUUCUGUAUUAA